Messenger RNA from Maniola jurtina (meadow brown), 1109 nucleotides. It is a transcript of the gene EMC10, whose product is annotated as ER membrane protein complex subunit 10. Lineage: Eukaryota; Metazoa; Arthropoda; Insecta; Lepidoptera; Nymphalidae. Gene Ontology annotation, cellular component: EMC complex. The transcript has 5 exons. Bases 127 to 798 code for a protein of 223 amino acids. The record is from RefSeq and is a predicted model, not a curated record.
UACACAACUCACAUUUAUUUUCAAAAUAUUAUUGAUAUUUUAGAAGAGAGCCACACAUUUUUAUCAAUUUUGACUAAAAAAAUAAUUAAGUCAUUAUUGUCAACAAUCAUAACUUCUUAAAAUAUAAUGAAGUAUUUUAUUAGUUUACUUUUCAUAUGUCUAUUCAAAAAUUCGGUUUGUCUUGACUAUGAUGGCUGGUUAAACAUUAAACUGGAGCACAACAUAAAUUGUAAAAAUGAGAAGUUUUGUUCUCGUGGUAAUAUUUCUUUAAAAAGCAUUCGGGCCGGAACAGCUAUUAUAGGUCAAAUUUCUUUUAGUAAAAAUCAUUUAGCUGAACUCAAGGAACUUGCUGAUAUUGAUGGAUUUUAUUCAGUACGGAGUGUAGUAACAUCUGCUGAUAAUAAAGAAGUAGAGUUUCAAUCAUCUGUAAAAGCAAAAUUGUUUCUAGAGAACAGACUAUCAGAUGUUAUAAGUGCAUGGAUUUUGCCUAAUGGAGAUGUGAUUGCAGUCACUUUCCAAGUUAACAAUUCUCCACAAAAUCAUACGUUGCAAUAUGACAAGGCAGAGUACCCACUUCAUUCCAAUUUCUAUGUUCGUCAUGUGGAUCAGGCCCCUGUUCCAGAUACAGCUACAUAUAUACAGAAGUUGGAACGGGAAAGAGAAGCAAGAGAAAAGGGUGAUAUGAAGGAUAAUAGAUCAUUCUUAGCCAAAUAUUGGAUGUACAUUGUGCCCAUUGCUAUUUUUGUAAUGAUAUCUGGUGCAACAAAUCCCGAACCUGCCCCUCAAGCAUCAAGAUAAACUAGCUUAAUAUUUAAUUUAUUUAAUUAUGUAUAUAUUUAUUAUUUAAUCCUACUAUUAAUACCUGUAUACCACAAACAUUAUUAUGAUGUUUCACCAUGCGUUCAAACAUAGACCUAAAUAAUAUUUCAGUAUGGUUCUAACUUCUAGUAGUUAUAAAAAUAUUAAUCAAAUAUAUUAUAACCUAAAACCAACCUCAAAGUAUUUGGUUGCCAUGAAAAAUCAUAGAAAUGUUUGUGAAUUAAUAUUAAUAGUAUAGGUACUAUAAUGUAGAGUGAAGUGUUUUUUCGAAUUCAAUAAAGAGGUUCAUU